UACAAGAAAUGAUUUUAAAAGUGAAAUUAAAAAUUUAGACUGAACGAUGUUGAACGGCACAACAGAACGUGCAAUAUCUCUCCAGUCGUCCCCAGUGAAAGUGUCCCCGUCCCCUGUAAGAGCCACAUCUAGUCCCGUACGCACUCCAUCAUCACCUUUAAAAUCCUCAUUAUCUGCAUCGGGUAGGCAAAGGUCACCUCGGAAGUGCCAAUUCUCGGCACCAGUAGAAGAUGCCAGAGACAAAUGCGGCGCGUCCUGGCUCUGUCGGCGAGGUGCCGCGACCGGCGAGGAGACAGAACUUGAACGUUCCCCAGGACCUAGCUCAUUGCCCCAAGGUUGUGAGGACUCGGCACCUCCACCAAAAAACUGCUUCAGACUGGUUAUGCUGGGCUCCGCUCGAGUGGGUAAAACAUCUUUAGUGUCAAGAUUCCUGGGUACAAAGUUCGAAGACAGCUACACUCCGACUAUCGAGGACUUCCAUCGCAAGCUGUACAGGAUCCGAGGCGAGGUGUACCAGCUAGAUCUUCUAGAUACGUCGGGAAACCAUCCAUUCCCCGCUAUGAGACGACUUUCAUUUCUCACUGGGGACCUCUUCGUGUUGGUUUUCGCGAUGGACAGCCGGGAGUCGUUCGAAGAGGUGAUCCGCCUGCGAGAGCAAAUCCUGGACACGAAGGCGAGUGCCACAAGCGGCGGUCGCGGGCGUAAGCAAGCUCCGCGUGUACCUAUGGCCAUCGCUGGCAAUAAAUGCGACAGAGAUCUUAAGACUGUCCAACCUGAAGAAGCCACCGCGUACUGCGCGACGCAAGACUCUGCCUGCGUGUUUGUCGAAACGUCGGCAAAGAAGAACUAUCACGUCGACGAUCUCUUCUACGAGUUAUUUGUGGUCGCUAAUCUUCCAUUAGAAAUGGCUCCGAACCAUCAUAAAAGGGUGAGCACCGCGUUCGGGAGUCCGUGCACUUUACCUCCGACAAGCAGCCAAAGUAGUAGAAGUAAGAAAUGUACUCUAUCUAUAAAAAGACGAUUAUCGGACGCGUGUGGCGUCGUUGCUCCGAAUGUUCGUCGGCCGAGCAUCCGGACUGAUCUAAUGAUAAUGAGAACGAAGACUUGUGCUAAGGGGGACGGAGACAGUGGAAGUGGCAGCCCUAAACUCAAUCUGAACAGACUGGUCAGGACAAGCGGACAGAAUGACAAAAGGAGUUGCUGUAUACAGUGA
Molecule: messenger RNA, 1213 nt
Organism: Papilio polytes (common Mormon)
Lineage: Eukaryota; Metazoa; Arthropoda; Insecta; Lepidoptera; Papilionidae
Product: GTP-binding protein Rhes
Exons: 4
Coding region: 47-1213 (388 amino acids)
Molecular function (GO): GTP binding; GTPase activity
Source: RefSeq, a predicted model, not a curated record